Molecule: messenger RNA, 573 nt
Organism: Acanthocheilonema viteae
Lineage: Eukaryota; Metazoa; Nematoda; Chromadorea; Rhabditida; Onchocercidae
Source: the annotation of a GenBank genome assembly
GCGAUCUGUGCUUUAGUUAAUGAUGAGUGGAUUCGCAUUGAUGGUAAUAGUAAAGAGAGCGAAAAUGCAGCUGAACUUGAUGACAACAGCUCUGUUCGCAGCGAUAACUACUACAAUUAUUUUUCACCGUUCGUACAAGCAGAUCGCUGCAAGGGAGUUGGUGUUCGACAUUUCUGGCGUACCGCCAAAUUCGGAUCUUUCGUUGAUGUGAAAGGCGUUUAUCAUACAACUUACCACUUUGAUGGAAAAGUGGUACUGGCAGUGUUAGCGUGUAUUAUAACUCUUAUUGUGGGAGCAGUGAUUUAUUCGGUGUAUCCAUUUUCCGGUGUGACAGUAGGUGCAGGAUCAGUGCUCAUUGCAGUGAGUGGUAUUAGCUCAUUUUUCGCUGCAGCAGUAAGCAUACUAAGAAAAUACCGUGUUGCUCGUCAAAGGCGAUUUGAAAAUCAACGUCUGCUAUGCACUCGUUCACUUCGUUCGUGGAGGGAAGUUGGCCAUCGUCCCGAAGAUAUGCAACCAAUCACAGAUUUUGAACGUUAUCUGGAUUCAUGGGCGACAUCAGUUGAUACUUCAUAG